GUGAAGCCAUUGCAGCUGAUGUAGAGAGAGAGAAGCCAUUACAGUCGCUGGAGAGAGAGAAGGGGCCAUUACAGCGGCUGGAGAGAGAGAUAGAGAGAGCAUUACCAUGUCAUCGAGUAGCAGAGGGCAGACUUACUGGUGCCACGAGUGCGACAUGUCGGUUUCUCUCCUCCCCACUCUCUCUCUCCUUUGCCCCCACUGCCAAGGCAACUUCAUCGAGCAAAUGGACCUGGAUUCCCCUCCCCACCAUAACCAAUUUUCCGGCCAAGAUUCCGGCCAGGAUCACUUCUCUGGCGAAGAUUCCGGCCAGCAAUGGGAACUCCUCUCCCAAACCCUAGCCCACCUCCUUCACCCCAACAACCCCUCCCCUCUCCCCACCUCCAAAGCUUCCAUCGCCUCCAUUCCGACGGUUAGGAUCUCUCCGCCACCUUCUCACACCUCAGAUCUCGCCAUCUACUGCCCAGUCUGCAAGGAUGAAUUCGAAAUCGACGACGAGGUCAAGCAAUUACCCUGCAACCAUUUGUACCAUGGCGAUUGCAUUCUUCCGUGGCUCCAGACGCACAAUUCGUGCCCCGUCUGCCGCUUCGUCUUGCCAACCGAGGAGCAUUUGGGGAAUUUGCAGGACGGCGAUGACCCAUUGAGAGGCAUUCUGGGAAAUUCUCAGGCACUGCCCGUCGAGGUGCUGGACCCUUUGAGGGGCAUUUUGCAGACCUUGCAGGAUCCUUCUGCCGAUUCCGAAGCAUUGAGGGGCAUUUUUGGAGAUUCACAGGUCCCGAUGAGCGAUGGGGAGGACCCUUUGGGUGGCAUUUUGGAGAAUUUGAGGGAACUAGGGCAAGGAUUAGGGUUAGGGUUGGGGUUUGAGGAGCUGAUUGAGGGGAAUUUGGGGAUCGAUAUCGGGAGCACAUUGCAGAACAUUGCGAGGAGGCACAGGAUGGUGUUCCCAGGGAUCAGUUCGGGUACACGGAUGGCUCAGGUGGGCCCCACCACGUCUAUCGUGGGGCCCACAAGCAGCGGCGAGACAGUUUCGAGCAGGCCACAGGCGGAGGUGGAUGGGGAUGCAGUCAUGUCGGAGGCGAGAGGGGGGCUGAUCGAACGAUAGGAGAUCUUCUAUUCUGGUAUUCUGUGAAGAAGUUUUCACUGCAUUGGUGGUAAAGAGAGAAGCAAUUUCUAUUCAAAGAAAGCAUUGUGGCUGUGGCACAAAUGCUGUGGUCAUGGAGUCUUGUUUAUGUUUACCGGGAUUCCCGGUAUAUCACUUUGUAGUAUUAUCAACUGUACAUUCAUUUCCUCUCUCCAAAUGGUGGAUCUUGGUGAAUAAAUGUCUGGUGAACUUUGUUUGGGAAAUUGAGAAUUUGGGUUUUGCAGACUCAUCUGUUUUCAUGACCUCCAUGUUUAAUAAAAGAAAUUUGAGUUCCUUUUCCAGUUA
Messenger RNA from Amborella trichopoda, 1423 nucleotides. RefSeq lists its product as uncharacterized. Lineage: Eukaryota; Viridiplantae; Streptophyta; Magnoliopsida; Amborellales; Amborellaceae. Gene Ontology annotation, cellular component: cytoplasm. Gene Ontology annotation, biological process: protein ubiquitination. The record is from RefSeq and is a predicted model, not a curated record. Gene Ontology annotation, molecular function: ubiquitin protein ligase activity.